AGAAAUGCUCCUACCUAGGAAUUUUCAAAUUUGGGCUUAAGCAAUUCUUUCAGAUCUUCCCUCCAACAGCAGCAUUAAGAAAUAAGCCUCUGUUACCCCCUGGGAUAAAUGGUAAGUGGCGCCAUCGCAUUCUUAUUGCAGUCCAUGUGAUGUCGUUUUGCAUUUGACAUCGGUGUGCAGAGAGGAGAAGAUUGCAUUUGCAGGAGAGAUGGCACGGAAGAAGGUGGGAGUGGGGAGUGGGAAGGUAACAGCAAUUCAAGUGGCAUUCAUAGUUGAGAGAUUUCUUGCAGAAAAUGGGUAUAACAACACACUUGCGCACUUCAGAUCCGAAGCUGCGUCAUUGCUUGGAACAGGACACCCUCGCCAGGCUCCCAAGAGUAUGCUUAGUUUGGUGGAUAUUCUUGAUGACUACAUUCAUUUGAAAGAGCAGAAAAUAGCCCUGGGCCAGGAGAAGGCUAGAAUAGAUCAGCUCCUGUUUGGCAUGCAAGAUAUUAUGCAUGCUUAUCACUCUGGAGCUAUGCUGCCUCCCAGUUCCGGUGCCGCCCCAGCACCCCCUCUUCCAGGCCCUUAUGCAAUCACAUCUGUCUCUGCCAGUCCAUCUUCUUCUGCUGCAAUCAAUGGACCAUCUGCAGCUCCUGCAUUGCCGGCGACAAACAAUAAGAGGAAGAAUUCAAAUCCACUUCCUGAUGCAUCACUGGCUGCAAAGAAAUCUUGCGUUGCAGCGCAUCUUGUAAACUCACCUUCUUGUGAAAAAAGUUCUCAAGGACUUCAGAUGGGAGUAAACAGAAUUUACCAAGCAUCUCAAGCAGGGCAGGCUUCUUCUCAUACCCUUAACAAUUCACAAGUUUGCUUUGGAAAUGGACAGACUUCUCGGGUACCAUCAUAUUCUGCACCAAAGCCUAUGGUCCACAACGAUGCAACAUCUGUGGCCAAGAGAAGGUAUAAUCAACCAUCUACUGUACCUGCACAAGGAAAGCAACAGGCCCUUCACACAACUUCUGAGAUGGCUAGUGACUCAACUUGCCCUCAGACCCCACCACAAGCAUUAUGCAUUCAACCUGAUAGUUCUGCAUCUCCAGUAGAAGGUUCAUGUGUCAUCAAUGGCAACAAAUCUUUGGUUGGUUCUGCUUGCAACCCUGAAUCAUUGGUCGGGGACCGGAAUGUUGUCUGUGAUGGGGAAGAAACAGAUCAAGAGAUUCAAAUUAUUGAGACUAGAUCCUCUGGAAUCUUGAAUUCUUCAAGCCCAAAUGCCCUUUCUAAUUAUGAAAACUCUGGUAAAGGUUCACCGAGAAAGUUAAACCCAAGGAAGCCAGGGAAAAGGGGGCAAAUCAAAAGUCGGUUGGAUUUUGAUAGUUCAGCUGCAACUUCAACAUUAAAUGUGGUCAGACCAGGUUCAGACGAGGCAACAUCAACUGACUAUAUAUCCACAUGUCAUGCCUCUGUCACUUGCAGUGAAAUGGAUGGAGAGCAGUUCGAUUUUGCUGACAUUCCUAUUAUUGAUCCUGAACUUGAUAAAUUCAUGUCAGAUUUCCUUAUGGAUUUUGGAUUGGAUUCAGAAGAAUUAGGAUCUGUCUCUACGUUUUUGGAUGAACCUGAUGACAUGAGUAAAUUACUAGUAGAAAAUCAAAGUUGUGGAAAUGGAUUCCAAACUUCAGUGGUCUCUGAUAGUCAUCUCUGCAAAGGUGUUGGAGUUCUCACAAAGAAAGACAUGAACAUUCAAGCUGCUGUAAAUGUCAAGAAUGUUACAGACACCAGCACCAACAAAAGCAUUUCUAAUUGCAAAGGUGGUAGUUUUAGAGGUGUUGCUGAUCAAGAGAAUAUACCGAUACUAUGAGGUAGUACCAAAUGUCCAAAAAAUUCUUAAUGGGGAGAUCGAUGGGUGAAGAUUCUCUAAAUCGACCUUGGUUUGGGGGAUUCCAUUUCUGCAAUUCUACAUGCCUCAAACAUUAUGGCUGCUGCUGUGUGUAUCCAGACUUCCUAAAUUUGUUCUUUUAGCAAUUAUGGGAAAAGAAUUAUGAGACCUUUUGAAAAGCCACACAUGAUUUUUUUUAUUGUAUGGCUUGUUUAAAAGAGCUUGCACUGUUAUCAGCAGAUCCUCAGUAUGGAUGGCCCCCAUUUUGUAUAUCUUAUUUUAAAGAAAUAGUGUCAAUUCUUUUACCGGACUAUCAAGAGCUUUUUGAGCAUUCUUAUGCAGCGGAUAAAGAAUUUGGCAGAGGAUAGAUGCUACCAUUCUUUUGUUUAAUACAUUUAAAUGUCCAAAUUUACUUGA
Messenger RNA from Cryptomeria japonica (Japanese cedar), 2269 nucleotides. RefSeq lists its product as uncharacterized. The record is from RefSeq and is a predicted model, not a curated record. Bases 209 to 1834 code for a protein of 541 amino acids. NCBI's taxonomy places the organism in Eukaryota, Viridiplantae, Streptophyta, Pinopsida, Cupressales, Cupressaceae. The transcript has 7 exons.